CUUUUCUUGUCCCGCCAUUGUUGCUGUCCCCAAGAGAAAGAAAGGGACGAGGGGACAGGAUGAUGCUGGCGUUGGCGACUACAACUACGAUGGCACUAGCAAUCAACGAGGCCCUUCCCGCCACAGACUGAGUUGGAGCGACCACGGCGCUUUUCGGCAUUCGCAUUCAAUUACGAGGCAGGCACGGGACGUCUAGCCAGGAUGAAAGAAUGUGUUCUCAUCAUAUUCUCGCAGACAGAUCGAGAACCCACGAAUCCCAACAAAUGAUCAAUAAUGCUGCUACUUUCCCGUCACGCCCGUUCAUUAUCGAUUGUGCCUCAAUGUUUCAUCGGAGAAACUUUGUUUUCGCCCUCUCCUGUCGAUCAAUCCUCGACGCAUGGAUUAUCGGGAACCUUUUCCGUGAACAAAACGGAAUAACGUGCCAUGCCUCGCUUCCAAGCAUCGGGAGGUCACAUAUCAUAACAUUACCAUGGCACUUCCAUCCUCAAGUGCCACAUCUGUCGUAUGCUUGACAUUGACAGACGGUUAUCAAGGCUCAUAGGAUCCAGGGCAAGGAUUGGCUAGAAUUCCAAGAACCGACGGCAGUCAAUUCCAUCUACUCCCUGCCCCGCUACGCUUCCAAAGUUCCACGCCUCUCGAAAUUGGCUCUGCAGCCUCGGUGCCUCUCCAACAACCCGCCGGCCAUAGUUGCAACUGCAGGAUCAUCGACAGCACAGAAACGCUUGUCCCCAGCGGAGCUUGCAUAACCAAGCAUAUUAUGACCUCACGCCUACAGACACCGCCUUUUCCUGCGAUUCCUCCAAAGCCCCUCUAAUCAGCCAAUCCUUCUCAAGGUUUCAAGCCUUUAUCGAAGUUGAAGAAGAAAUGCGCAAUACCGACUUGCCAUUGCUGACCGGGUCGUCACCAAAGCCUGCAAUGCCCUUGACUCCAGCCUGAUAUGGUGUGUUUUUCUACUGCAAGACGGCGCCUUCCCUUACGGAGCAGUCGUGGCGGAGACCAUCCAAGCCAUCAUGUCACGAGCAAGGUGUGAGAACCUAGACAAAGCUCCCAGUGAACAAGCACCUCGUAGAGUUUCAGAGGAUUCGCACGCAAUAUGCAGUUGACUCAUCACCUGCGAUCAUGAGACACUGAUCCGAGGUAGAGAACCAUUAUCAUGGCAAAAGGAAGCUCAGUCAAGGUCAAGCCAGAAUAAUCGCCCACAACAAGCCUAGAUACUUACUAUCUGGGUAACUGUUAUGGUGCAUGUCAACUUUGAUGCACCGUCCUUGCGACCAUUCAGAUGGACCCAAUCAUACGUCAGUCUGGUAGGCUCACAAAAGCCGGCAUGAUGGUUCGACACCAGCCCCAACCAACCUCAUCAGAAUUGCCCUAAAAUGAUGACUCCAGACUCCAGAGACUACUGCUGGUCCCACCUCCCACGAGGCUUAUCGGAUUAGAUAACUGAAUUCGUUUAGGCAUGGAUUGGUCGACUCAAACUUGACACAUGUCAACUCGCCAUUAUCCAACGUGCAAGGUGUUUUAUCUCUAUCUCGUCGACUUAUCAACAGAAUCCUCUGCUGGAGUCGGACAAGUGGGGGAUCGCCUCCAACAAAGCGUGGGGAGAUCAAGAAGUCUUCGUGCUGACGCCGUAGAAUGACCACUCAUCGGUCACCACCACAUGCUAGACUCCCUCCCGCCUCCACAAGCAUGAAAAGUUAUCACUCUUCCCAAUGAUAUAGAGUAUGCCCAUUUGUGCUGCCAGCACACAGUCCAUUGGAACUCUCCGCCUUGCACGUACUCUAAUGCUUGAUUCAGCCCUU
Molecule: messenger RNA, 1799 nt
Organism: Exophiala mesophila
Lineage: Eukaryota; Fungi; Ascomycota; Eurotiomycetes; Chaetothyriales; Herpotrichiellaceae
Exons: 2
Coding region: 210-512 (100 amino acids)
Source: RefSeq, a predicted model, not a curated record